GGAUGUAAUAAAUCCAGAUAACUUCAGAUAAUUAGGUCAGUUUUUUAUGCCUUCCUAUUUUUGCUCUGACAGUAAAGUGUGUGCCUGCUUUCCUGCUCCCAGGCUCCUCCCUCUCGGUCGGAUCUUUAGGGUUUGAGUCACUUUAACAACAGACGGACCAAAGUCAGGGUUUGCAAGGCAGGGAGAGAGAAAUCCAGCCAACCGCGGAGAGGUUUUUCUCUCCCGCUCCUUUGCACGCGUGUGCGUAAAAGCUCCGAGUCUGGUGGGAUACAGCCAGCGAGGAGCCAGAGAGGAGGAAGUUGGAAGGAGGGACCAGAGGAGCAGUGGCGUGGUGCUGCCUGAGAGCAGGGAGAGAGGAGCAGAGCUCAGACGCUUCCAGCUCUCCUAUAUCCACAGAUCUCUUCAGCUCACUACGCUUUGUUUCCCCCAAAACGCAGGAAUGCGCGUAAAGGGACUCACGACUCCUGCGUUGCCGCCGCGUACCAGCGAGUCACACGUGAGUUUUUAAACACGCGGCGGUUUCAACAGGGUGAAAUCACCUCUGCUGUCAAUGUCAGCACAGGUAGUGAAAGAGGAUCCCGGAAGAACACGUCGUGCAGGUUACUAGUUUGUUUGCAUAGCCUGCGCUUUUUCUCCAAAGCGAUCGAGCGCUGAUGGACUUGUUUCCUUAUUCCAAAAGUAGCUGUUACCUUUUCUAGUUUGAGAUUAUUUAUUUUUGUAACUGAAAGUAACUAAGCGGAGGGAAGAUGAAGGAGCUGAAGAAGAAGAAGCUGUACGUGGUGGUGGACGUGCUCUGCGUUUUAGUUGCGGCACUGCCCUUCAUCAUUAUGACCAUUGUGUUCAAGCCAUAUGAAAGGGGCGUCUACUGUGAUGAUGAGAGCAUCAUGUACCCAUUAAAACCAGACACCAUCACCCACGGCAUGCUGGCGGCCGUCACCAUCUCCUGCACCGUCAUCAUUAUCUCCACUGGAGAGGCGUACCUGGUUUACAGCAAGAGGAUUUACUCUAACUCAGACUUCAACCAGUACGUAGCCGCGCUCUACAAGGUCGUGGGCACCUUCUUGUUUGGGGCAGCCGUCAGCCAGUCGCUGACCGACCUCGCCAAGUUCACCAUCGGCCGUCCGAGGCCUAACUUCAUGGCUGUAUGUGCCCCCAAGGCCUGCACGGGAUACAUGGCUUUGAUCAACUGCACAGGCAAACCGCAGGACGUCACGGAGUCAAGAUUGUCCUUCUACUCUGGUCACUCCUCUUUUGGGAUGUACUGUAUGCUCUUCCUUGCACUUUACGUGCAGGCCAGACUGGUGGCUAAGUGGGCUAGACUCCUCCGGCCCACAAUCCAGUUCUUCCUGGUAGCCUUUGCGGUGUAUGUGGGCUACACCCGAGUCUCUGAUUACAAGCACCACUGGAGCGACGUGCUGGUGGGGAUGCUGCAGGGAGCGCUGAUCGCUGUGCUCAACGUGUGCUUUGUGUCAGACUUCUUCAAGAAGCGUCCGGCACGUUGCACGAGGCAAGACACCACCGACAGCGAGGAGCCGGAGAGGAAACCCAGCCUGCAGAUCGUAGACUCUGAACACACCAACAAUUACAACUACCCACACAAUCCUGGCCCUGUGUGAUAGUGGGGGGCUGACGCUGGGGGGAAAGAAAGGCUGCAGCCUGCAGAUCCCAAACCUGUGUGAUGGGGGUCCAGCCCCGGGGGUCUUCAACCGUCAUUGACUCUUUGCUGGAUGAGAAGUUCUAUGACUGUGAUUUGUUAAAUCUUGGCUACAUGUGUUUUCCGGUCUUCAACCAGACCUUUGUAUCUCUGUUUGAAAGGAGUAAAGCUCGGGAUCUGGUCUGUAGCUUGCAGCCUUCAAGCCCCCAGCUCUCUCCCUCCCUCUCUCUCUCUCUCCAUACGUAUCAACCACUCACAUCCCCUCCUGCUCCCCAACCACUGGACUGACUGAGGGGGCUGCGUCCCAUCGCCAGGUCUCUGACCCCCCCCCCCCCCCCCCCUGUUAAAGGCGCCGCGAUGACGUCCUGCUCUCCUGUAAGAGAGAGAAGGAGCAUAUUGUUUGUAAGACAUCGUUGUGGAUGUUCGAGUGUAUUCGCUUAAAGCUGCAUUAAGGGAAAAGGAAAAACUCCCAACACACACAGCAACAAAGCUAUGGUAUAUAGUUGCCUAAUGAAGUGCUUGUGGCUGCGUGUUCGCAGACAGGCGACACAGCAGAAGCAGAGGAACCUAGACGUGCCAAUUACAGCCCUUUUCUGGCCAUCGGAUGAAUGUAAGGCAGAUUUAGACUUUGUGCUUAUACAUGUAUCGGCCCAACAACUUCCUCUCCUUAGCCAUGUUGCAGGGAGUACAGCUGCCGACAGCUUUCUAUAAAGUGUCGAUUACAGCAGUUUGAAUCUGGAAGUGCCCUGGGACACCGUGGGAUUGGCUGUGGCAACUAAUUUUUUACACUAUUAUCAAAUAUAUCACUUAAUGGAGCUCUAAUGUGUUUUGUAUGUAUGUGUUAAAUUUUAAUUUGGUUUGUUUUUUCGAGCACCUUACGCUGGUCACUCGCCUGUAAGCAAAUUGUUGACAACAGCUCACAUUGGGUGAGCUCAUUCUCUCAAUAUACCGAGGCUCGCAGACUGAGCAGCUGCAGCCCAUCCCAGUGCUGCUUUGACACCAGGGGUAUAUCAAUCCAACCAACAUGACAAGCUAUAAGCAUCACCUGGAGAUAAAUCCAUAGAUCUGAAAUAAGAGGACAAUAGGCUCCUGCCAGCUGUUUUAAGUGCCACACAAACAGAGCUGUUGUAAACCAUAAGCUCUGUUUCAAUUCACGGGCUGAAUCCUUAGGAGGCUGCAUUUGAAGGCUGAUUCCAUCACAGCGUAACUUUACGAGGGGCUUCUUCAAAUAUGGCCGACAAAUGUUUCCUUCUAUCCUCGAGAAAGGAGGGGUCCAACGGGUGUUAUCAGAUGCUUGAGUAUCACGAUCAAGGUAUUGAAUCGUGGUAACAAGCUCCCGCCGACACAAGCAUUCGACCAAUCGUGAGUCAUUCCAUGUCAAUCAUUGUUUUUACUGCCUCAAAUAAAACCAACCUUACAGGUUAACUGGACACUUGAACUAACCAGUGUGUGAAGAACCACCUUCAAAGGAAUGUAAAACAUCUUUGAAACAAUUUAUUGGCAUGUACAGUACUUUUACUUUUUAGUUUGGUCCAUGUCCCAUCGGCUAUAACAGAGGAGACAGGAUUUAUGACCUUUAGCAUAGUCAGCCACCAGGGGGUGAUCAAGAUGCUCUUGCUUCACUUUUCGGGAGCUGUUAAUUACUAUGACAAAAAAGUGCCUACGUAGAUUUGUCACUCUUACUGAUGUGUUCGUUAGAUCAGGUCAGUCUUUAACAGUAGACCCUGUGCAGACUGGCUCAAAUUCACCUUUAACAGUAGUGAUGCUUUUCUGAAAUGUGCAAAUUGAAAUGUGGCGUGAUUGAUUGAUAUUAUAUUCCCCCUGUGUGUUAUGGACUGCAGAGGUAGGAAACCAUUGAUGCAGAAGUCCUGAUGAACUUAAUGCAUCAUACCACUACGACUAUACUGCCAAUCACAUGUUGACAAAUCUGGCCUCCUUCUCCGCUCUCUGUCUUGUGUUUUUAUAUAAUUUCUCAAAUAGUAGUAAUCAAAGAAGGAUGAGACGACCAUUUUGAAAAUGGUGUUUAAUUUAUUUUAAAUACAAGAAGCUUCUCUAUUAACUUUAAUAAGGUUGGAAUUGCCAGCGUUGUUAAGGUUUUUUGUGCAAUCACCCUUGCUUGCCACUAUGAGCCAGAAAUAAUGUACUUUCUACUAAUUCUAUGAGACAUUUUUCAUGUUCUGUGAAGGAUGUGUAUAUACGCUUGUAUGUUUUUAUAGGCAGAUUUAAAAUUCACCUGUACAGUGUGCUUGUUUUGGCCUAUGCCUUCACAGACUGGUCCUUAUUGGAGCUACCACACAAAUGGAUCCGAUUCCAGGUCCAAACGUGAGCCAGAUGCCUUGGCAGGGCUUUCAAAAUGCUGUUGUAAUGAUAAUGGGUUACAUACCCAACUGUGUUUUUGAAGCGAGUAUCACAGCUCCAUUCCCACCUCAAAGAACCGUCUACGUUCCGUUUCCCCUUCCUGUGUUGAUAGAUGGGGUUAAAUCAUGAGCUAAGUCUCCUCUGCAGUCGGAGGAACGACGACCGAUCACUCGGACCUCACAAUUGAUUGAGGGAAGAGAAAAGGAAGACGGAGGGAGAUGGAGACCUCCACCUGAUAGUGAUUGUGAGGCCCUGACGGUGAGCUGGGUCUAGGAGGAGGCGGGGUACUUCCAGGGGUGUGGGGUAACCUACGGUAAACCUUCGGUCCCUGGGGACGACUACACAUUUGAAACAGAGAUUUACAACGAGAAACAGCUGGAACUGGUUGUGGUGAAGUUCUGUGCAACCCCCCCACCCCCUACCCACCCACCUCCACACACACACACACACACACACACACACACACACACAGACUAAUAGCACAAAUGAGGACGAGGAUGUAGGAACGUCAUGGCAUUUGAUUUCAGCCUCUCGAAGCCCAGGUUCUCAGCUGGUUACGUGGCUCCAUGUGCGUUUUAUGUUUUACUGGAUCGGUGUUUCAGAAUUGCAACCAGAUGACCAAUCUUUUAUGUGUCAACUUGUAGCUAUGGUUCAUGUUGUUCUUUUGUGGAUAGAUUAUAUCUACAGUCUUUAAAUCAGAGAAUUUUAAAUAAAGAUAUAAUCCACAUUCA
Messenger RNA from Pleuronectes platessa (European plaice), 4743 nucleotides. It is a transcript of the gene plpp2b, whose product is annotated as phospholipid phosphatase 2b. Lineage: Eukaryota; Metazoa; Chordata; Actinopteri; Pleuronectiformes; Pleuronectidae. The record is from RefSeq and is a predicted model, not a curated record. Gene Ontology annotation, molecular function: phosphatidate phosphatase activity. Gene Ontology annotation, biological process: phospholipid metabolic process; phospholipid dephosphorylation; signal transduction. The transcript has 6 exons. The coding region runs from base 747 to 1616 and encodes 289 amino acids.